AUGUUGGAGGAUCUGUUGCUGCUGCUCAUUGUACGUGACACCUCUCUGCGGGGGAGCGUCCUGAGAGGAAGCUGGUGUAUGACCCACGCACGCUCGGAGCUCUCUCCGUCCCGGGAGACGCUCACCUACGCACAGGCUCAGAAAAUUGUGGAAGUUGACCUGGAGGGGAGAAUCCACCGCAUCAAUAUCUCUGACCUCCUUCCCAUUAUAACCGAUGAUGAAAUGACGGCACAGGAUAUUGUAGAAUGCAACAGCAACAAGGAGAACAGUGAGGAAAAGACCCAGAGCAAAACCAGCCUUUCAGAAGCUCCUUCCCUGCCAACCGCCUAUUACCGAUUCAUAGACAAAACAGCGGAAGAACAGGACAAUGUAGCAGAGUAUGACAUGGAUGAAGAAGAUUUAGCCUGGUUAGAAAUGGUCAACCAAAAACGAGUGCACGACGGUGUGGCCUCGGUACCGCCAAACACGUUCGAACUCCUCAUCGACCGACUGGAGAGAGAGUCCAUAUUAGAAUCCCGGAGUCAGGCUUUGGCUCAGUGUGCUGUCGAUGAGGAUGCCUUUUGCUGUGUUUGCCUGGAUGACGAAUGCCUAAACAGUAACGUGAUUUUGUUUUGCGACAUCUGUAAUUUAGCAGUGCAUCAGGAGUGCUACGGGGUGCCCUACGUCCCAGAAGGCCAGUGGCUGUGUCGCUGCUGCUUGCAAUCCCCCUCCCGCCCAGUAGACUGCGUGCUGUGUCCCAACCGGGGAGGUGCCUUCAAGCAAACAAGCGACGGGCGCUGGGCUCAUGUCGUCUGUGCCAUAUGGAUACCGGAAGUCUGCUUUGCCAAUACUGUGUUUUUGGAGCCAGUGGAAGGGAUAAAGAACAUCCCCCCCGCCCGCUGGAAGCUAACAUGCUAUCUCUGCAAGCAAAAGGGCAGGGGCGCGUCCAUACAGUGCCACAAAGCCAACUGCUACCGGGCUUUCCAUGUGACGUGCGCCCAGAAAGCCGGUUUGUUUAUGAAGAUCGAUCCAGUCAGGGAGACCGGCGUGAACGGAACUACUUUCUCAGUGAAGAAGACUGCGUUCUGUGAGCACCACUCUCCAGUCGGGGAGCGGCGGGACGGCUCGGGAGAUGAAUCCGUGGAGGGAAGGCUGGUGGGAGGGAGGGGCAACAGGGGGCAAAGAUCUUACACCCAGAGCUCGCCAUCGCCGCAAAAUAAAAAAGGUACAAAAGGACAGAAGAAGAAGAGGGGAGGGUCGCGGCGAUCCAAUGUGCCUCUGCUGCUUGUGCCUCAGAUACCGUCGCACAGGCUGAAUAGGAUCUGUACUGGGGUAAACGUCCAGAGAAAAAAUCAAUUCAUGCAGAGACUUCAUAACUACUGGCUACUGAAGCGGCAGUCAAGAAAUGGGAUGCCUUUGAUACGACGGCUCCACUCUCAUAUGCAAACUCACAAAACCACUGAACAGAAGGAGCCCGAUGAGAAGCUGAGUGCGGCGAGAGAGGAGCUGAGAUACUGGCAGAAACUGAGGCAGGACCUGGAGAGAGCCAGACUCCUGAUCGAGCUCAUCCGGAAGAGGGAGAGGCUAAAGAGGGACCAGAUGAAACUUCAGCAAGCUGCUCUUGAGCUAAAGCUAACUCCAGCAAUGGUGCUCUUUCGAACCACUUUGGAGCAACUUCAGGAAAAGGACACAAGUAAAAUAUUCUCACAACCCGUCAAUCUUUCAGAGGUCCCAGAUUACUUGGAGUUUGUUUCCCAGCCCAUGGACUUGGCCAUGAUGCGAACCAAGCUGGAGGCGCACGGCUACGCAACUAUCUCAGACUUGGAGAAGGACUUUGAACUCAUGAUAUCCAACUGCCUCAAGUACAACUCCAAGGACACUUUGUUUCAUAAGACUGCAUUACAGAUGAAAGAUGUAGGGGGCGCUAUCCUCAGACAAGCCCAAAGGCAGUUCCAGAGCAUUGGCUUGGACCCCAGCACCGGGAUGCAUCUACCAGAGGAGAUCAACAAGCACGGCUUCUACAAUUGCACGUGGGAUGAUGUGGACUCCCUGCUGGAUUCGGAGAACAGACUGCACCUCACGACAGAGGAGCAGCUGAAGGCUUUACUGGACAGAUUAGACACGGUAACGUCCAUGAAAACCAGCGGCGGUCGCACAAAACGUAUCCGAUUACUGCGCAGAGAGAUCAACUCGCUUAGACAGAAGACGAGCCACCAACACAGCAUCAGCAGCAACGAUAAGAAGGAGAAGGAAGAGGAGGAGGAGGAGCCGGUGAAGGUGCGGGGGACGGGGAAGAAGAGGGAACGUGCUGACAAGAAGGAGAAUGCAAACACAGAUGACGUUCCUCCAGUGCUUGAGCUCACUUGCCCGGUGUCAUCCCCUCUUCCUGGGGAUGCCCCUCUUGAACCACCCGACUUAAGCAUCACUUCUGGGGGGCAGAGAUCUCCCGGUCGCUCCUACAAACGCCAGAGAUCGUCACGUGGCAACAGCAAAAGUCACAGAGAAGAAGAGGCAGAGGUAGCAGAAACACGAUCGUCCCAACAGGAGGCGGAGCACGAAGCCACGCCCCUGGGAAGCCCACCCUCACUGUCUGUGGUCGGAGUAGGGCGUCGGACAUCCGUGCUCUUUAAAAAAGCAAAAAAUGGAGUUCGAAUGGCAAAAAAUGUGAUGUCACAAAGUGGGAAAGAAUCUGGGGGUAAAGCAAAUGGACUUGAUAGUGCACCAGGGAGCCCACUAUCAGCUGAUGUAACAAACGUGGACUUGCCUCCUACACCGUCACCCACUCCACCCUCUCCAUCCCACCGCCUAAGGUCUCGAGGACACAGCUCAUACCAUGAAGCAGAGAAACCGCCAUUACUGGAUAAAGAAGGUCUAACCAAUGGGAAGCACGCCUUGACUGAUACUGAAGAUGAGGAAGAGCAAGAUCCUCCUCCAAAACGCAGUCGAGGAAAACCAGCUCUGGCUAAAGUCCCCGAGAGUGAAAAUGAUGAGAUUUCUGCUGGCUCUUCACUGUCUGAGGAUAUGGACAUAGAGCUGACACCUCUGGACUUAGUUUGGGCCAAAACCAGAGGGUAUCCUUCAUAUCCAGCGAUGAUUGUUGACCCAGACAUGCCCCAGGAAGGGCUGCUCCACAAUGGGAUCCCUAUUCCCGUGCCUCCUGUGGAGGUGCUCAAGCUCGGAGAAGGCCGAGAGACGGAAGGAGAGGAAAGGCUCUUCCUGGUGCUGUUCUUUGACGCCAAGAGGACGUGGCAGUGGCUCCCGCGAAACAAGCUCGUCUCACUCGGAGCGGACGACACGCGAGACAAACUGAGAUUAAUGGAGGGAAAGAAGCCCAGUGUUCGCAAAUCUGUGCACACGGCCUACAACCGCGCCAUGAAACAUCUGAGCCACGUGAGAGAGAAUCUCAACUUCACCCCCUCCAAUUUUAUAUGA
Molecule: messenger RNA, 3411 nt
Organism: Knipowitschia caucasica
Lineage: Eukaryota; Metazoa; Chordata; Actinopteri; Gobiiformes; Gobiidae
Source: the annotation of a GenBank genome assembly